UGUUCAGCGCGACGACUGUCUGGUGGACCAGCCACGCAUGUUUUCUGAUGGCUUAUAUGGACGUCGGGGUUUUUAUUAUUGAGAUUUAUGUGAAGUGUAUCGGUGAACAAUUUUGUUAGCGGUACCCGCGACGGAAAGAAUAUAGAACUCGCCAGUGCAACUGCAAAGUUCCAGGUGUCUGGCUGAGGCUGUGGGACGCUGAGCGGGAGGCUGCGUUGGAGGGCGGGCAGGGAGCUGGGUGCGCAUGAGGGUGCACCAACAACAAGCCCAAAUUCUGCACUGCAGUGGAUUUCCUCAGGUGUGCCCGUCUUGGUCGUCGUCGCAUUUGCCACUCCUGACGGACUGCGCCGUGGUCCGACGCCCCUAACUUUCACCUACGUCGCCAUUUUUGUUAUUCCUUAAAAAAAAAAGAAAUGCAGUAGACUGUGUAGCGGACUGCAGACAGAGGGGCGGGUGGGGGCCGGCAGCUGGGGACGGUGUCUGGGUCACCUCAUCCUAGGGAGAAAGGAUGCCACGCUGCUCUGUGGAGACCCGCUCCCUUUCUUCUCUCUCUCCACUGCAGACGCAGUGAGGUGGUCGUCUGUCUGGCUCACGUCUGCCAUGUGCUGCGCCGGGGGCAGAGCAGCGAGCAGCACUCGGCUCCCCCUGUCUGGGACCAGGACACCGUUCACUGGGCCACUUUAGAAGUGGUAGAAGCUGGGGUCCGAUCAACCUCGCGACUAAUCGGGGCCACAAAGAAUAAUCUCUUUUUAUCCACCAUGCCCGCGUAGUUUUGAAUAGCUUGUGGUUUUAUCAAAGCUUUAUUUGUACCGAGAAGAAUCAGCUUUUUUAUAAAAACAGAUUUUCUUUUUCCUGCAGUGGACGCAAACCUUGGAACCAAAACCGUCAGCGAUCAGGUCUUUUUAGUGGUUUUCUACGGAUCUACUGUGUGUGCUCAAGUCGUCCUCAACACACAACAUCUCAGGUAGCAUCACAAGCUUCAAGGAGGCUCAGGUUUGACCUCAGGGAUCCCUUCCAGGAUUUUUUACUAACUCCAGUCCGUACAUAUCCUCAUUUUGUUCAUCGAUAAACCCCCUCUUCCAGAACAGUUGUCAGACCUCUUCGGUGCCCAGAACUGUUCCCCUUCUCCCCAUGCGCCGGGGGGUUCGCCAUGGCGUCUGAGAGCUUCCAGUACCGAGCUCUGUUCGAGUACAAGCGGGAGCGCGGCGACGACAUCGGCCUGCAGCCCGGGGACACGCUGACCGUGGCCAAGGCCUCGCUGCUCCAGGCCCCCGCCCCGGGCCCCGGGCCCCCGGCCUACCAGGACGGGGACGAGAGGAGCCCCCGGGGGUGGCUGCACGGAACCAACGACCGCACCAAGGAGAAGGGUGACUUCCCGGGAACCUUUGUGGAAUACGUGGGCGCGGUGGUGCUGCGGUCCGGCCCGCCCUCCAGGCCCCGGCCCUGGACCCCCGGAGGGCCCCAGCCCGCCACGGGGCCCCAGCCGCCCGGCGGGCUCUGCGCCUCAGGAGCUGAAGGGGAAGUGUGUGCUCUGUCUGACCGGGCAGCGCUGGUGGUCCAGAACCUCAUAGAGGCCAUCGAGAGACAUGGUGUCGACAAGGAGCCCCUUUACGGACCCCAGCACGUCUCCAGUGGACUGCUUGACCCCAGACAGGCUCUUGACAAAGAGUCAGGAGAACUGGACCAGUACGACACCGGGACCCUCAUAGAGGCUCUGAGGGGCUUCUUGAUGGACCUGCCAGCCCCCGUCAUCCCCGCCACCAUCUACAGCGAGCUGCUGUACGCCGCACAAGACAGCCAGAGUAUGGAGGAGUGUGGCGAGAGAACAAAGAGGAUCCUGGACUCUCCCAGUGUUCCACGGGCCAACCACCAGCUUCUGGCCCAAGUCACCAGGCACCUGGCCAGGGUCGCUCUCGCCCAGACUGGGCAACACAGCCAAGCGAGCCCCAGGCUGCUGGGACAGGCCUUCUCAGGAUUACUCUUCAAGCCUACUCUCUUCAGCGCCGACAUGAAUCCUGAACACCAGGUCAGGAUUCUGGAGUCUCUGAUCACAGCUGGAGGUCUCAUGAAGACGCUGUCUGCCCCAGGUGAGGAUACACACAUGAGGUAUUCUGCUAGAGGAGGUGCAGCUCGUUCCGCCUCUCUGCUCCACUAG
Gadus morhua (Atlantic cod) is the source of this 2155-nucleotide messenger RNA. RefSeq names its product phosphatidylinositol 3-kinase regulatory subunit alpha. The record is from RefSeq and is a predicted model, not a curated record. NCBI's taxonomy places the organism in Eukaryota, Metazoa, Chordata, Actinopteri, Gadiformes, Gadidae. Gene Ontology annotation, molecular function: protein binding; GTPase activator activity. The transcript is spliced from 8 exons. Gene Ontology annotation, biological process: regulation of GTPase activity; signal transduction. Bases 1151 to 2155 code for a protein of 334 amino acids.